GUUAAACGGGCCAAGUUGUGCGUUGCGUCGAAUUGCGCUGUCUCGACUCCACUCCCCAGGCUGCUGCAUUUCGAGUGCGUCGCGUCGGUUGGGCUCUGACUUGGCUGCCUGGCGGCGAGGCAGAGAACAAGGCAUAGGCCAAGGCAAAUGCAGCGCAAAUGCAGCGCGUCCUAAUAUCAAACCCAAACAUAAAAGUCUCGCGAUCUGCCCUCGAAUAGACAACAUCAGUUUCGUCCUCAUCGCCAGUAAUAAUUAAUUCAGAAUCACGCAAAAAACUCAUGCAAAGUUUCAAUCAAUCACCAUGUCGACAGCCAGCAGCGACCUGCCGUUCACCGGAUUCACCUUCAGCGACGCCGUCUCGGCGCUCAACGUCUCCCCAGCGGCAUACAAGGCCUCGCACCCGAGCAUCACAGGCGGGCUCGUCGUCGGCGCCGUCGUCAUCGUCGGCAACAGCCCGCCGCGCAUGCUGCUCAUCCAGCGCGCGCCGAGCGACGGCUGGCCGCUGAACUGGGAGUGUCCCGGCGGCGGCGUCGACGCGCAGCUCGACGCGACACUGCUGCAGGCGGUCGCGCGCGAGCUGUUCGAGGAGAGCGGGCUCGUGGCCGCGCACAUCGAGGCCGUGCUGGAAGAGUACGAGUUUGGCGACGGCGGCGACCGCUGGCGCAAGAUCACCUGCCUGGUGCGCGUCGAGCACGACGGCCGGCACGACGCGCCGCCGCCGCCCGUGACGCUGGCGCCCGACGAGCACUGCGACCAUGUUUGGGCGUCCGAGGAGGAGGUCAGGCUCGCAAAGUGCGACGGCAGGGAAAUUAGGUUUGCUUACGACGGGGCCGUGAAGCAAACUUUUGUGGAUGCGCUCCAGAGACAUGGCGCGGUUUGACUAUUGCCGUCGAGACUAGGGGGGAUAUGUCAUUAGGGGUUUGGGGGUUUAAUUACGGCAGCUACAGUAUUUAAUAGAGCAGUAGUAGGAUUGUGCCUGCUUGUUCGUCCAAAGUUUGCAGAGCCGUGAGCCGAGGCGGCGGCAAAGGGGCAGCUGACAACAAUAUCCACUUCUCCUUGCCUCAUGGGGCUAGCUACAACCGCGAAUCGCAGCAUUGGACUUGACCAAAACAGCAGCUGUCAAAGUAGGUAGCGACGACCCUUCCGCAUGAUGUGCAGGAUCAAUAGAGUUGGGACGUGACUCAGGCGGCAAAGGCCUUGUGUAGGAAGCCUGGUAAUCCUACAAUUAAACUAAGAGAGUGCAGCAAUGCGGUCACUAGGCGGGUAAAAAACUAAUUACU
Messenger RNA from Lasiosphaeria miniovina, 1280 nucleotides. Its product is annotated as NUDIX hydrolase domain-like protein. NCBI's taxonomy places the organism in Eukaryota, Fungi, Ascomycota, Sordariomycetes, Sordariales, Lasiosphaeriaceae. The transcript has a single exon. The record is from RefSeq and is a predicted model, not a curated record. Bases 302 to 880 code for a protein of 192 amino acids.